Molecule: messenger RNA, 1209 nt
Organism: Microthlaspi erraticum
Lineage: Eukaryota; Viridiplantae; Streptophyta; Magnoliopsida; Brassicales; Brassicaceae
Source: the annotation of a GenBank genome assembly
AUGCCUCAAGCUCAACCUCAAGUAACUCCUAGGAGAGCACAACUCGCUCAACAUCCAAGGCACCAAACCAUGGGAGAUUUUGAUUCUUCUGAUGCUUUCUUCUUGGAUCGGAAUCCUAUCCGACCACCUCAACCUCCAAGGAACGACUUUGAGAUCAAGCCGCAGAUCAUUGCCUUGGUGAAACAAAACCAAUUCCAUGGUUUGUCCACCGAACAUUCUCUUAAUCAUGUCGACACCUUUCAGGAGUUAUGCAGCACAACUCGCAUCAAUGGAGUGUCUCCGGAUUACUUCAAGUGCAAGUUGUUCACUUUUUCUCUAAGUGACAAGGUGCUUAGAUGGGUCAAGUCUCUACCACCUAAGUCCAUUACAACAUGGAAUGAAUACAAGGGAGCUUUCUUAAACCAAUUCUACACAAAGCAAAGAUCCAACUUUAUAAGGAGCAAGAUAUCCGGUUUUAAGCAAGCACCAAUGGAGUCUUUCUAUGAAGCUUUGGAGAGAUUCAAGGAAUAUACAAGGGACUGCCUUAUCGAUGGUUUCUCAAAAGGUAACCUUUGGAACAUCUUUUACAAUGGGAUUGAUCACACAUACAAGCUUUCACUCGAUACUGCAAAUAAUUGGAACUUCAUGACCAAGUCGGUGCCGGAGGCCAAGCUUUUGAUUGAGAAUCUUGCUCUGAGUGAUGCCAAUGCCUGCCCUGAUUACAAUCGAAUGAAGACUGGUCCAGACGGCUCCAACCGAGAAUCGGCGUCCAAACCGUGCGGAAUGGCCGACCGAGGAACAUCCGUGCCACGAUCGGCCAACGUCCGGACACUCCGUCCAUCCCGCCUGAACGCACGGCCGACCUCACAUACCGACCCGGAAGCAUCGUCCCGCGGUCGACCAAUUUGUAGUCCCGCGACCGUAGGCCGCGCACGACCGCACCGCGCGAGCAGGAGGCAACGCCUCACGACCGUGCGGCACAACUCGUGCCACAUGCACGACCCAUCCGUCCGACCAGGAAGGCCUCGUCCCACGUCCGGCCGAAUCCUUCGACCAAAUCAUCCGUCCGGCCGAACCCGACGAACGAACGAAGAAUCUCUCGGCCACGAUCGACCCGACCGUGCCGAUAGCCGAUCAUCACCCGAUAGCCGGCCGAACGUCCCAAACCCGAAGCCGUUUUUGAAGCCCGUUUCACACGUUUCAAGCCCAAUUACACGACCGACUUAUUAG